AUGGACCGAAUGACCGCCGGGGUCGUUGCCGUCCCCCUUGCCUCGCUGCCGCUUAAUGCCAAGGCGCUCCUGGAGGACUACCCCGAGGUGGCGGCAUGGCUCUCGAAGAACGGCCUGUCGCUCACCCUCACGAACAAAACGCUCAAUCGCGCGAAAAGAUGGGAAGAGAGGGAGCGACCCAUCCUCUUGAUGGGCAUUACCUGGUCCGUCUGCCGCUUCUCCCGAGUGAGCCACGCGCUCUGGGCAGCGACGGACAACAGCACAGUGCUCAUCGAGGAGGGCUCCUACUCCGAAGAUCUCGACUCCGCCUUCAGUUCCGCCGUGAGGAUUAUAGCCAACAAUGUCACUCUUCUCGCGCAGGGCCAAGUGGUGCUGCAGGGAAGCGGAGGUGACCAGUGGCUCGUGGUUGCUGCUCCUCUGUUCACCAUCGACGGCUCCCUAACUCUUGUCGACCGAGGGAUAUCGAUCAGCGAGGGCAGUACGCUGGUGCAAAAGGGUAGUCUCCACAUCUCGGUCACCGCUGCUCUCAGGUCAGGAAUCAAGGUGGACGCGGGGGCAACGUGGAUCCAGGAGGGCAGUGUCACCAUCACCUCGGGCAGCUUGGCUGAAGCGCAAAUCUCCUUGUCCAAUGGAAUCCACCUUGAGAGCACUGGGGAGUGGCAUCAGUACGGAGAGCUCACUCUGUUCUCCCACGGCUCCGAUCUGUCCACUGAAGAGCAUGCGAGACGUGUGUUCAACGCAGGAGUGUUGGCCUACGGAUUGUGGAAUCAGACUGGCCCAGCAACCCUCACAGUUGUCGGCGAGAUCGAUCGCCGCCCAGGCCACCACAAGGGCGUGUUUGGCGAAGGGGUGCGGUUAGUUGGUCAGGCCACAUGGAAUCAAUGGGGACCCCUCUCGAUCUCGGCAAUCAACGCCUCCACAGUGGUCUACGUGUCGUACAAUUCGCUAUGGCUGCAGUAUGACAGCGCAGUCAUGACCCUCGACUCUCCUAUUGGUGUGUUGACAUCUUCGGCCAGUGGGACCUCUCAGUGGGUUCAAAACGGAGCUCUGGACAUUACACUCUCCGGGUCCAAAGCCAUCGGUACAAGCUUGGCCCUUGCCGCCGAGACCUACCCUUUACCUCCACAAGCUCCGCACGUGCCUCACCAUCGGGCUCUCUCCGUAUAG
Acanthamoeba castellanii str. Neff is the source of this 1167-nucleotide messenger RNA. RefSeq lists its product as uncharacterized. The coding region runs from base 1 to 1167 and encodes 388 amino acids. Lineage: Eukaryota; Discosea; Longamoebia; Acanthamoebidae. The record is from RefSeq and is a predicted model, not a curated record. The transcript is spliced from 10 exons.